Molecule: messenger RNA, 4721 nt
Organism: Gambusia affinis (western mosquitofish)
Lineage: Eukaryota; Metazoa; Chordata; Actinopteri; Cyprinodontiformes; Poeciliidae
Gene: vps8
Product: VPS8 subunit of CORVET complex
Exons: 45
Coding region: 77-4288 (1403 amino acids)
Biological process (GO): protein targeting to vacuole; endosomal vesicle fusion; vesicle-mediated transport
Cellular component (GO): CORVET complex; early endosome; HOPS complex
Molecular function (GO): protein binding
Source: RefSeq, a predicted model, not a curated record
AGUAUCCUGUACCGUAGAAGAAGAAGAUGCUUACAGAGGACUUCCUGGAUGCUCGUUUGUGGAUGUAAACAGAGAAAUGUCGCAGUCUCCAGACAGCAGGAGCCUUUUAUCCGCUUCUUCCCAGCUCAACCUGAUGGAAGUAGAGUCGAUUGACGAUAAGGAGUUCGACAUUCCCCAAGUGGACACCCCCCCCACACUGGAGAGCAUCCUGAGUCAGAUGGAGGAAGAGGAGGAGCCUUUUGUUCUGGAGGACACCUGCCUUUUAAACACGGACAACAUGGACGCUCAGUCCUACGACACGUCCUCCUUAGCCAGCUCUGACAGCGGUGACCCGGCACACCUCAAACGGAAGAGAAGGACUCUGGAUCAGAACGCAGCGGUUCACGGCUCGGUCCUCCGCCUCAGCCUGCUGAAGGGCAUCUCCGCUCAGAUAGUUGCUGCUGCUGACAAAGUGGAUGCUGGGCUGCCCACUGCAAUAGCCAUGUCUGGUGUUAUUGCUGUAGGAACAUCUCAUGGUCUUGUCCUGGUGUUUGACACCAACCAGGCUCUGCGGCUCUGUCUGGGCAGCAAGACAACCGGAGCGGAGUUCGGCGCCGUCUCGGCUCUUAGCAUCAACCACGACUGCUCACGUGUGCUGUGUGGCUUUGCCAAGGGUCAGAUUACAAUGUGGGAUCUCGCCAACGGAAAGCUUCUGAGGACCAUCACUGAUGCCCAUCCUCCAGGGACGGCCAUACUGCAUGUGAAGUUCACAGAUGACCCAACUCUGGCCGUGUGCAACGACAGUGGAGGGUCUGUGUUCGAGCUGACCUUCAGGAGAGUGAUGGGGAUGCGCUCGUGCGACUCACGGUGUCUCUUCAGCGGCUCUAAAGGAGAGGUGUGCUGUAUAGAACCACUGCGGACUCCUCCAGACUUCAGAGACCACCCCAUCACAUGCUACUCUCUCCUAGCUAUGGCUUCCCUGACCAAGAUUCUGAUCAUUGGACUCAAGCCCACUCUGAAUGUGUGGAUGACUCUUCCCUACACUAAGUCUGAUCCCAGCAGCGUGCCCCAGCUGGCCUGGCAGUUUGUUCCUGUCCAGAAGACGGUCAACCCCAUGCUGGCCUUUUGUAAAGGAGACUCAGUCCACUUCCUGCUGGUGAAGAAAGAGGAGACGGGCACCAUCCAUGUGAUCAAGCAGAGGCAGCUGCAUCUGAGCUGUGACAUCAUCAGCCUGAACUGGAUCAACAGCUGCAGCCUGGUGCUGCUGGACAGCCAUGAGAAGCUGCACGUAGUGGACCGGCCCACUCAGGACGUCCUGGAGACGCUGGACCUGGAGCAGGUGCAGCUGGUCUACAACAGCCGGCACUUCAAGUCCCUGGCAACCGGAGGGAACGUCUCCCAGGCUCUGGCGCUGGUUGGAGAAAAGGCCUGCUACCAGUCACUGUCAAGCUAUGCAGGACAGAUCGUCUGCCUGGGGACCAAGUCAGCUCACAUUAUGUCCCUAAGGAACUGGAAAGAGCGUCUGGACUGUUUACUAAAGCAAGAGCAUUUCACUGAGGCUCUGUCUCUGGCCUGGUCCUUCCAUGAAGGCACCGCCAGGGCUGUGGUUGGGCUGCAUGGAGAUUCACAGAAAAGGAAGGCGGUUAUCAGUGACAAGAUGGUAGAGAUUCUUCUCCAUUUUACAGAGUACGCUGUGAAGAAAUGCCCAGAACAGGGCAAGCUGCAGGUCAUGGAGCAGCAUUUCCAGGAAGUGGUGCCAGUCCUGGUGGAUUAUUGCCUCCUGCUGCAGAAGGCUGACCUGCUGUUCAACCAGCUGUACUCUCGGCUGGUGGAGAACAUGGUUGCUAAGGGCGUCUUCCUGGAGUCACUGGAGUCGUACAUCAUCGCCAACCGGCUUGGUCACAUCACUACGCCUGUUAUGAAGGACCUCCUGGCACAUUACCAUGACAACGGUAUGAUGGACAGCCUGGAGAGAUGCAUUGUCCAUCUGGAUGUUACCAGUCUGGACAUACAACAGGUGGUCCAGGUGUGUUGGAACAACCAGCUCUAUGAUGCAGUGAUCUAUAUUUUCAACCGAGGCAUGAAUGACUACAUUACUCCAAUGGAGAAACUCUUUUCAGUGAUUGGUCCUAGAGUCAGAGAGGGGCGGAGUCUAACAGGUGAUGAUGUGGUGAUGGGGAAUAAAUUACUAGUUUAUAUAAGCUGCUGUCUUGCUGGAAGAGCCUAUCCGAUCGGAGACAUCCCUGAAGAUCUGGUUGUCCAGGUCAAAUACCAGGUGUUUGAGUUCCUGAUCCGUCUCCAUUCAGGCGACUCCUCACAGAAGGAGGAAGUCUUCCCGUUUAUUCACACACUCCUCCACUUUGACACUCGGGAGUUCCUCAAUGUUCUUGCCAUGACGUUUGAUGAUGUCCAGAACGACAAGCAGGCCCUGGAGUACCAGCAGAGGAUAGUGGACAUCUUACUUCAGGUAAUGGUGGACAACCCUGACUUCACUCCCUCCCAAGUCGGCGGUCUCUUCACCUUCCUGGCUCGGCAGCUGGCCAAGCCAAACAACACGCUGUUUGUGAACAGGAACCUUUUUGAUCAGGUGCUGGAGUUCCUGUGUUGCCCUGACGAUGACUCUCGACAUACUGAACGGCAGCAGGUUCUGCUGGAGCUGCUGCAGGUCGGGGGUGUGGUCCAGUUCAACGAAGAACGGCUCUUCACGCUGGCAGAGAAAGCCAAGUUCUACCAGAUCUGUGAGUUCCUUUAUGAGAAAAAGCAUCUGUAUGACCGCAUCGUGGACUGCUACUUACAGGACCCACUUCGAAAGGCAGAAAUCUUCAGCUACAUCCACAACCUGAUGUCCAUGCCGGGCUACAGCUCUGAGGAGAAGCUGAAGGUCAAGGAGAAGGUUCUGCAGCACAUGCAGGAGCUGGUGAGCCUGGAUCCUGGUAAAUUAGCUGACCUGGUGGUGUGGCACUUCACAGAGGAGGUGCAGACCAUCAUCUCUGAGCUGCAGGACGACAGUCUACUUUUCCAAUUCCUCCGCUGUCUCCUGGAGUCUCAGGAAGGAUCUCAGUCCGCGUCCCGGCUGCCUCUGGAGUCUGAAUUUUAUGAGCUUUUGCUGGACCUGAUGUGCCGCUUUGAACCGCAGGAGCUUUUGAAGUUCCUCCACACCUCCCAACAUUACAGGCUUGAGGAGGCCAUACAGAUAACAGAGAAGUACCACUGUAAUGAAGCCAAGGCUUAUCUGCUGGAAAAGAAGGGAGAUAUUCCUGGAGCAUUUGCUGGAUUGCUGCAGACCCUGAAGGAAAGCCUGGAUGUCCUCGCUGCAGAGAUGAGCGACGGCUUUGGAGGAGGAGUUGACGGACGGGACGAAGAGGAGGCGGACGGUGAAUUCACACUGACGACAGUGAAGAGUUCACUCAACCAAAUGAUUCUCUUCUGUCAUCGAAACUGUCAGAAUCUUGAUCAAGAGCAAAGGAAGGAUCUGUGGUUUCCACUCCUGGACACCAUGAUGGCCUCUCAGAAGGAAGUCAUGGGGCUCAGCGAUAAACACAUCUCGGAUGGGCUGAAGGAGAUGACCCUGAAGGUUCUCAACUGUAUGAGCAGCUUUAUUUCACUUCCUGCCAUCAUUCAGCAGAUCCUACAGGAUCCAGUUUAUGGAAGAGGAAAGCUGGCGGAGAUCCAGGGACUCAUUCUGGGCAUGCUGGACACGUUCACCUAUGAACAGACUCUGCUUGAAACAACAACAAAUCUGCUGAACCACGACCUCCACUGGUCCCUGGCACACCUCCGCUCCGCUGUCACCAGAGGGCUUCAUCCCCGUCAGGACUGCUGCAACAUCUGCCUGCAGCACUACAAGAGGAAGCAGGACGUGACCGAGGAGAUCAUCGUGUUCAGCUGCGGCCACCUGUACCACCUGCAGUGCCUGCAGCAGAAGGACUGUGGGUGGGGCGUGGCCUCAGAGCCGCAGCAGCCGUGGAGGUGCUACAAGUGCUCCUCCAGCCAUGGAGGAAGGGGCGGGGCUUGUUCUGAGCCAAACAGAAGCCGCAGCGCGUCUCUCGCCCAGACUCGAUUUUCAUCAGGACAUUAUGAGAAAGGAGCUGAGACUCACAGGAAGAAGGUGGUUGCUGUGGCAACAUUGGAUGUGCAGCAGGAACUCUCCUGGGAUCACUUGCGAGGGCUGUACAGGGGACCGUCCAGGCUGUCCAUCCUCUCCGAGGUUUCGCACGGCCAAAGCAGCGAGAAAGCAGGCUUCCUGCUUCCAGCCCAGCCGGAGAGUUUCCACCUGAAGCUCGCUCCUCCUCCUCUGUUUGAGGAGUAGCUCCUCCAGGACCUGCUUCCGUUUCCGGUCGUCCCUCAUUAUUUUUACCAUCCUGGAGCAUUAAAACAUCAACAUAGCUAACAUAUUUUUGUUUGUUAUUGUUCUCCCACUACUGUUACUUAAUUCUCUUCAUUUCAUCUAUUCAUCACCUUCACGGUGUUUAAUGAUGGAUAGAAAUAUCAGAAAGGGGAGCAGCAGCCAAUGUGAUAAUGAUAAAACUUAAGCUGACGUUAGCAUUUUAGCUAAUUUGAGCUUUAACGUGGAUAUGUUACACACUCUGCCUGCCAGUGUUUCUGUAGAAAUGUGUCGUUUGAUAUCUUUAGCGGUGAGAUCAGUGAAUUAUGGUGUCUAACUUCUAACUGUGCUUUGGUACCUGAAGCAGAAACACAAACAUGUUUGUGAUUUUUGUAAUAAAACAUUGUGCAGUAUUUCA